AUGCUACAACAACAGGCAGAUUUCGUCAAUGGAGAUAUCUCUACAACAUCGAUAUCAUACACGAAACAUGCGAGUACCUCAUCAAGCGUAUAUUCCCCAAUACAGCUGGAGUUUAUUCCAAGCUCAUCAGCAGCCAUCCAAGAAGAAGACGAAGACGAAGAUGAAGAAGAAGACUUUACCAAAGAGAAUAACGAAUUGGAUUUGAAUAGAAAACACAGCCAUGUUACCAACAAUAGUAUGCCGAAACUGUAUUAUAGAAGCAAUUCAGAAGGAACCCUUUCUUCUUCCAACAAGCAAAUGACUACAGACGUGUCUAAUCAAACACUACAAACCUACAUUACAGCACAUGCACCAAGCUCACCAACUUCCUCAACAUCUUCAACAUCGUCGUAUAAUGACCACCAUAAUACUACACUAAGAACUCUAUAUCCACAACAACAACAGCAACAACAGCAACAAUCUUAUGUUAAUCAAUAUGCCGAACCCACACAUUUGAGCUUAUCCUCCAUCAACCUCGACAAUAGGUCAAUUGACAAUGACGAAACUCCAAUACUAAAUGAGGCCGAUAGGUAUCCUGACAAAACACCACUUUUCAAUCCAUCAGACCGAUUUGUCGACAAUACAUUGCAAACUAACAACCAUCAAAAACAUUCAGGUGCUUCUUUAUCUACAUCACAAGAAGAAAUCGCAGAAGAAGAACCCACAAGGUUAUUACCCCAAAGAAAACUAAGCAAAAAAUUCAAGAGACUCUCCAUGACUUUGCAGAACACAAAUGCCUCGGAAAACUCAACCCAGUUUAUGAAUAAUUUUCACCAGAAUGUAACACGAGAUAGGGAGCAACCAUCAAGUUUUGCCACUACGACUACCUCUGAAGAACAAGAGAACCUGAACAGGAGACAUUAUAAUGCCAAUGCCAAUGCCAAUGAUGAUGAUGAGGAUGAUGAGAACAGUAAAGUAUUUGGAUUAACGAGAACCAGCACUUAUUAUCGCAAAAUUAACGAAAAACCAGAUCAAUCACGAAGCAAGAGCCAAACCCGGUCGCUUGAUGGAUUAGGCCAAGUUAGUCCAUCCAAGGAUUCAUUUAAAAGUCACGAGGGCGCAGAAACAUCAAUGCUACACGACCACCAAUCCGAACUUGGCUCCUUAAGCAGUAGUCGUGCUUCAACUUAUAGCGAACAAUCAAGCUAUCAAAGCCGAGAAGAAGUUGAUUUGGCGUCGACAAACUCAUCGUCGAAUUUUGUGUUCAAUAACGGCAACAGUUAUCCAUCAAGCUACAAUAUACGAGGAACGCAAGCAAGCGAUGAUGAAGUUCCCGUACGAAAAGAUUUGCUUGAAGGGCAAACACCAGUGGGAGAAAGAUUCAAGACGUACAAUAAUAGCACAAACGACAAUAUUGCACAACAAGGAGGAUUAAACAUUUUCUAUAAUGAUAAUGACAAUUUUAAUACCAAUACUAGUCCAUCACGAAAGAGUUUGAGAGACAAGAGAAGAAGCCCCACACCAAGCUCAUUAGAGGAUGAAGAUUUGUCCUCUUUAUUUAUACGAGCACUCCACUCGUUUGACUCGUCAACACUUCAGUCAGAAUCAGAUGCAUCGAUCUGUCUUUCAUUCAAAAAACACGAUCUUGCAUUUGUCCACUCAAUUGAUGAAUCAGGGUGGGGUGAAGUGACGCUUGUUAACUCCUUGGAGAGGGGUUGGAUUCCAAUGAACUACUUUACAAUCUCUGUAUCCGACAAGGACGUUGACGAAGAAGAGUCAGGUGAUGUUAAUAGCCAAAUCAAUAAAAGCAAAAACAAAAUCAACAGCAACAGCAACAGCAAAAUCAACAGUAACGGCGACAAGGAUGAUGACGAGGAUGAUGACGAGGAUGAUGACGAGUCAGAUACGGAGCAAACAGAUCUUCCAAAUAGCCGCUACCUCAAAACUCUUUUCCAUGCAUGUGCAAAGUUCUUGCUCAACCCAUUAAGCCAUGCAACUCGAAGAGGCAAAUACACAUUCUCUAUCCGCGUCAUAAACUCAAUCAGAGAUGGUGUCAGAUUACUUCUCCAACAAACAGAUUGUCUCUCGAGAUCCAACGAGAUUGUUACCAAAAGACAAAUCGUGAGGAAAGCUAGGAAAUCUUUACUUGCAGAUUGGUAUAACUUGAUGGUAAAGGCAAAUGAGUUCAAAGGUACUUCAAAUUUUGACAAGAUUGAGAUAUUGACAUUGAUGGUGUAUCAAGUUGCAAGCAAGGCCAUUGCCUUUCUUGAAAUUUGGUCGGUUGAAAGCAAAGAAGUUUUAAAAGAGCACCACCAACAAGAAAUUGAAAACCAGCAUCGAGAGCAAGAACAACACCAUGAGCACCAACAAAGGACAAAUGAUAACGAUCUCAAUAAUUUCCCCUUGCUCAAAUCUCCUCCACUCGCCAAACAAAGAAUUACAGAAAUCAAUGGAAUAUUAUACUCCUAUUUGGGCAUCAUAAUUGGUCGUUUAGACUUGAUUGAGCAUAAUCAAGUAGGAUGUGAAAUUUUGGAGACUCUAGCACACCAGAUCAUUUUGCUUUUACGUGAACUCUUGUUUAUAUCCAAGAGUGGAUCUGAACUCAGCUCAGAAAAACCGAGCGAUUUAGAUGGAUCAUUAGAUGGAUUGCUUUCAUUGGUGAGUGAUUUGGUAACUGGGGUUAAGAAUCUUGUGGUGAAAACCAUAAAUGAAGGUGAAGUUGAUAUUGCCCAGCACUUUAACCUGCAAAAAGAAUACUUCUAUACUGAGGAAGGAGCUACAUUAUUGCAAGUCGCAGCAAAGAUGAUUAAAUCAAUAAGCACCACCAUUUAUUCUGUGCGGAAGUUACUCAGUCUGACCGGAGACUUCAGGUUGAAUCCAAACAGACCAUACCCCGAUUUCUUUCGCAUGCGAGUUGAACCACAGGAUUUUGUUAAAAGAUGUAUGAAGGGUAUCAAAGGGGGAAUUAAUAACCAGAACUUGCCAGGAAACACUAUAACAAAUAGCAGUAAUAACAACAAACAGAAUGGGGUACAAAAUGAUGCCCUUUCUUCACCUGCCGUUAGUAGACCUUAUAAGGCAAAUAGGUAUUCAAUGGUUCGUUCAGGGAAAACAGGAGACUUGGGAAUCACUGAGAGUGGCUCAAGUUUCCUCCAACAACUCGAGCAAUCGCCAUUCACAGUUGCUGCUGCCGAAUUUGAACCAUUCACAACAACUACUGAGAAUGGUAAUGGUUCUUUGACAAAUGGAGCUCUGUCCGGCUCCGCUGUCUCUGGCACCUCUGCCAAGUUUAACGCCUCCUCAACAGCUACUGCAACAACUACUUCUAAUACAGUCGCUGCCUCACAUCCGGAAAAGGAGCUAGUGCUCGACCAACAUGGUCGACUUGUUGGUGGCUCGUUCAAAGGCUUGGUGUACACACUCACUAACGAGGAUGCUCCACCUGAGCACUUUUAUAUAUCUACUUUUUUCAUCACAUUUAGAAACUUUGUUACCGGAAUUGACUUUAUCGAAGAGUUGAUUACUAGGUUUGAGGUACAUAAAGUCAAGGUUAAUGACAUCAACUAUGAGAUCAAGUUGAGAAAACGAAGAAGGUUGAUUGCACGCAUGUUUCAGUUGUGGAUGGAAAGUUAUUGGAAUCAUGAAACUGAUUAUAGCUUGUUGACAACAUUAAUCAACUUUUACAACGAAGGAAUUAGUAAUUUCUUACCAUUGGAAGCAUUGAAAUUAAUCGAAAUUGGGGCCAAAUUAUCGUCAAAACCAUUGGUGGAGAACAGAACAAGACGUAGCAAGCCAAUGAAGCAGUUGGUUGAACGUCAUAUUAUGGAGAGAUCAAUUUCAGACUCUGACGAGAUUGCUUCUUUGAAUGACCAAUUUGACAUCUCGAGAUCCAGCUCAGUCUCGUCUAGUAUGAAAUCAUUGGAGGUUCCUAUUACUUCAACUUCAACAUCGGCUUCAACGUUAUUACUCAGUAGUAAACAAUUGGAGACUAUUGAAAACAUCAUUAUGACGUAUAGAACAAUCCUUGGUGCAAGUUGGUGUUCAACGAAAUAUCUCGAGCAUUACAAACCAUUGAAUUUGCAGAAUUUGAUGCCUCAUUUCGCAAUAAUAUGCGACCAGAGCUGGGUGUUGUCAAAUUACAGACCAAAUCUACUCGACUUUAAUGGUCUUGAGAUUGCUAAACAAUUGACCAUUAUUGAAUCCACAAUCUUCACUGCAAUUCAACCAGAGGAAUUACUUAAUCAGAACUUUACAAACAAGAGAGCUCAUUUGAAACUCUCACCCAAUGUUCGUUUAUCACUUCUUUUCACCAAUUGCUUGUCAAAUUACGUGUUGGAAUCCGUGCUUCAACCAAAUCUCAGCGAUAAAGAACGAGUCAAUACAGUAAAAGUUUGGCUCAAGAUCGCCAUCUCAUCAUUAUACCUCCGAAACUUCAAUAGUCUUGCGGCGAUCAUUGCCGCAUUGCAAAGCCACUUGAUUACCCGUGUUGAUUUUCUUUGGGCCAACUUGUCACAAAAAUACAUUGAUCUACACCAAUAUUUGGCCUCAAUUCUUAGCAUGGAAAAGAACUAUACAACAUAUAGAUCCAAGAUUCGUAAUUUGCUUGCGUCGUCGUCCAACAAACAAAAUGCACCAAUUCCAAUCGUUCCUUAUAUCAACUUGUUUAUUUCAGAUAUUACAACCACUACAGAGGGUAUACCAAAGUACAUACCAAGUGCACAAAAUUUCCUUGGUCGCAAAGUCAUCAAUUUCCAGAGGUACUCCAAGAUUGUCAAGAUUAUUGCUGAUCUACAGCAACUACAAGUACCUUAUAACAAUGGUAGUGAUACUGCAAGUCAUGCGUUGAUUGACAGCACUGAUGUUGGCGAAGUUGACUAUGAAGUACAAAAUGUGCCGGCAUUACAGGAAUUGAUUUUGCUUGAGCUCUGGAAAGUCAAUAUCUUGCACAAAAAUGAUGAAGAUCGAGGAUGGAAGUUGAGUUGUGCAAUCGUUAAUGGUAAGUAG
Molecule: messenger RNA, 4983 nt
Organism: Lodderomyces elongisporus
Lineage: Eukaryota; Fungi; Ascomycota; Pichiomycetes; Serinales; Debaryomycetaceae
Gene: BUD5
Product: Ras family guanine nucleotide exchange factor
Exons: 1
Coding region: 1-4983 (1660 amino acids)
Biological process (GO): Ras protein signal transduction; positive regulation of GTPase activity
Cellular component (GO): plasma membrane
Molecular function (GO): protein binding; guanyl-nucleotide exchange factor activity
Source: RefSeq, a predicted model, not a curated record